AUGAUCUCCCCAUCCGCACUCAAAGAGAACAACUCAAGUGCCACUAAUUUCAGCCUCGUAAACAACGAGACUUCCUAUGGAGGAUUUGUAUGCAACGGGCGCUUUACGUGGUUCAGUCAUGGCCCAAUGAUUCCAUUCUGCGUUCUGAUCAUCGCUUCUAACAUUGUCGUCAUAGCAUUAGUGUAUUGGAAAGAAAGCUUACGCACUCUUACCAAUAUCAUCCUCGUAUCGCUGGCCGUAUCAGACUUAAUGUCAGGGUUAGUGGGUAUCCCAUUACUUUUCGCCUGCGCUGUCACCAAGACACUGGGUGCUUGCAUCGCAUCUGCCCUAUUCAUGCGCUUCACGACCGUUUCAACAGUGCUCCAUUUCGUGUUGGUCGCCUCUGAUCGCUAUGCCAUGAUCACCUAUUCGAUGCGCUACAACACGCUCGUAACAAGAUCGCGCGUGGUAUGUGCUCUUCUAACAGUUUGGAUCACAUCCAUUGCCGUAUCCACGGUGCAGAUGACAUGGUACGACGUCAGUGAAAGCGUGAGAGAAAAGAAACGCGAAGACGAAGUUUACUUUUUUAUUUUCAUCAUAGUUUUUUUCGCUUUACCUUUGCUUUACAUGUUGUUUGUGUAUAGCCACAUUCUCUUUGUUUCUCUUCGUCUCCUCUUUGCAACCCGAGCACGUCGCACGAACUUGGGCGACGAACCCGUGCACUCUAUCAUGCGAGACUUGCGAGGAACAGCGAUUCUGAUCUCAAUGUUGGUCGUGUUCACGGGCUGCUGGCUCCCAUUUUAUCUUCUUAUACUACAAGAUCACGUUAAGGUGGAAAUAAUCCAAGUCUAUUCGUGGGAGCUGUGUGUGUAUAUGUUCAUGCGUUUUAUUCCGCCAAUGUCAAAUCCAGUGUUCUGUUCGUUUUGCAAACGCGAUUUCCGAAGAACAAUACGCACUUGGCUGAGUGCCCACGGAGUGAAGAUGUGCCGAAGAAAAGAUGAGUUCACUCGUGUAAGAUUCACUCGAAGUCAAUCAGACGGACUCACCGCUGGCUUCGUUAGGAAUGGGACAAGUUUAGAAACUUCACUGCAACGUUCUCCUUCACCAAGAAGCCUACGGGCAGCUAAACAAACCAUCACCAUAAACCAUUGA
Pocillopora meandrina is the source of this 1131-nucleotide messenger RNA. The record is from the annotation of a GenBank genome assembly. NCBI's taxonomy places the organism in Eukaryota, Metazoa, Cnidaria, Anthozoa, Scleractinia, Pocilloporidae.